Messenger RNA from Rhea pennata, 6323 nucleotides. RefSeq names its product LRAT domain containing 2 (gene LRATD2). The transcript has 2 exons. The record is from RefSeq and is a predicted model, not a curated record. Bases 133 to 1029 code for a protein of 298 amino acids. NCBI's taxonomy places the organism in Eukaryota, Metazoa, Chordata, Aves, Rheiformes, Rheidae.
UGCGGCCAGGCGCCGCGGAGAGCCUUGCAGUCGCGGUACCGAGAGCCCGCCCGGCCGCCCUCUGCUUGCAAAUCAACCUCGGAGGGGAGCAAAGCGCCGGGCUUGUAGGAGAAAGGCAAGGGAAAAGCGGGCAUGGGGAACCAGGUGGAGAAGCUGACCCAUUUGAACUACAAGGAAGUUCCCACGGCUGACCCGACAGGUAUGGACAGAGAUGAGGGGCCCAGGAUCGGGGUGUCUUACAUCUUCUCAAAUGACGACGAUGAGCUGGAGCAGCAGCAGGAUUCGGUGCACGAUCUGGGAGGCGAGCAUCCUGCCUUGCAGCCGUACGAUCCCCAGCUGCAUGAGGUGGAGUGCUCCGUCUAUUACCGGGACGAGUGCAUCUACCGGAAGAGCUUUUCCGAUGAGGAUACACUACCAGAGGAGGGUGAUGAAGGAGGUGGGGGGCACCUGAGCACCUAUACGCCAGAGAACCUGUUGAAUAGAUGCAAACCGGGUGACUUGGUGGAGUUUGUGUGCCAGGCCCAGUAUCCACAUUGGGUAGUCUAUGUUGGGGAUUUUCAAGUUGUGCACCUGCACAGGCUGGAGGUAGUGAACAGCUUCCUGACUGAUGCCAGCCAGGGCAGACGGGGCCGCAUUGCCAACCGGCUGUACCGCUACAAACCCCUGAGCCCAGCCACUGUGGUGCGCAACGCCCUGGAGCAGGUGGGCUGCAAGGAUCGGGACUUGAGCUGGAGAAACUCGGAGUGUUUUGCUGCUUGGUGCCGGUAUGGCAAGCGGGAAUUUAAAAUCGGCGGGGAGCUGCGCAUAGGCAAGCAGCCCUACCGAUUGCAGAUCCGGCUGGGUGACAAGCGCAGCCACACGCUGGAGUUUCAGAGCCUAGAGGAUCUGAUUAUGGAGAAGAGGAGAAAUGACCAGAUUGGUAGGGCUGCUGUGAUCCAGGAGCUCUCCAGCCACCUGCAGGCUGCAGAGGAGGAGGAAGAAGAGGAGGAGGAAGAUCAUCAUCCAGGUGCUCGGACUGCUGUGGAGUAGCAGCCUCAGCACUACCAUGCUGCUUAGGCUGGGUGAUGGGGAUUAAAACUGAAGGCUGCGAAAUUGAGCUGUUAUAAGCCCUUUGGGCUGCUUCAGUGCAGCUUCAUUCCAAUCACAUGUGAAAGGAAGGGGGAAAGCUGAUUAAGUGUCUGUGCUUUAGUGCUUAACUCCUUCAGUGCUUGAUGGUUAAAACCACUGACUUGUAUAGGAUAAAACUCAGGGCGAUCCUACCCCCUCUCCACUCCCAUUUCUUUCCCUUCUCUGUCCUCUGUGUGCGUAGUCUUUCCAUCAGCUGUCUGCCAAUAGGCCUGGCCCUAUAGGAUGCUAAAUGCCUUUAACAUCUAUUUAUCAGCAGAAGUUAGGGGUAUUUAAUACUAUUAAGAAGGAGCCAACAACUUCCAGGUUAUGGUCACCUAGUUCUGCGUGCAUGAUUACCUAGGGUAGCAAAGAAGCAUGAGGACUUUGUUUUCCUUUGUGCCCCUGUUUCUCUUCAGCUGUGGUUCCUGUUGGCAUUAUAGCAAACUGUUUGCUAUUUCCAGGUGCAAGGCUUCUGUGGCUUCUCAGCCAGCCCCCUAAAAAAGCAUAUGGGAGAAAUUGCCACUGAUUUUAGUGAAAUGAUUUUGAUGUGCCCAGUGCUGCCUUAAAGGAACUUCUAGGUGGGCUAGAGGAGUGCCUUCUCUGCUAUCAGCAUGGCUUCAAGAGCAGAGGAUGUAUUUAUCACUGAAUGGUCCCAAGGGAGGAGGGAGCUUGCAAUCCUGAUCAUGAAAUCUGUGUGCUUGUGUGUAGUGGGACUCAUACUAGGGCAGUGCAGAACUAUGCCAACGCUCAACCCCAGCACAUGAGGUGCUUGGAUUCCCCUAAAGCAAAUGGCAAAACUCUCAAUAACAGUGGUGCACACAUUGAGGCAGUAGAAGCAGGUUGGUCACAUGCACUAGAAUGUCCAAGCAAGCUGUCCCUCAAGAGGGUGGGUUGGAUGCCCUGGCCGUGAGCCCAUCACAGGUUAUGCACUACAGUAAACAAAGCUGCCAUAGGAAACGCUAGGAUGGAGCACAGGAUAGAAGGGCAGCAUAGGCAGGAUUUGGGUGUUCCUCUUUUCCUUCCUUACCACAAACAAAUUUCCACUUCAUUGGGACUUUUGCCUUCCCCCCCCCCCCUUUUUUUUUUUUGCUAAGUCUUCAUGGUAUGCACUGAGCUAUAGCAUUAGCAAGGAAAUGCCUUAAGAGUUGUUGUACGAGCCCUUUAUUAAGCAUGAGGGGGGAGUAAGGUGCUACCUGCCUUGGAUAUUCCCUGAACUUGUUCUCAACGAUGCAGCUGUUGAACUAUUUUCCCACAAAUACAAUACUGACAUGUCUUUGUCCAUGGAUCUUAAGAGUGUGAGCAAACACUGAUUCAAAGGCCGUUUCUAAUGUGAAAUUCCUACCCCUAGGACACAGUAGUGAUGAACUGAACUUGAAAAUAAGCUUGUUCAUUUAAAUCAUAAAAUUAACGGUGUGAUGUAAGCUUGAGGCAUAGUAAAUAGUCUUCCCUGCAGUUGUUUACAGUUAUACUGCAAAGUACUCCAUGUCCUUUCCUCCUCUGAGAUGAGAGCAAAGUUUGCCAUUCAAGAAUAAGUAGAUACUGGCUCUGGUUAGUUAAGACUAUAUGAAGCAACUUCCCUGAAUAUAAAAGCACAAUACAGCCUAAAUAGCUUUGUAUUGUUGUGCCUGAAACACACAAUCUAGAAAAAAAGCUUCUGUGCUGUGAAAGAUUGCUUUGUGCUCACUUCAGGAGGAGAAACCAGCAGCUUCUAGAGUUAUGCAAAAUACACUGUAUUCCCAUGCUCUAAUUUUGGGGCUGUGUAAUGCCCAACUCCAAAGGAGAAUUUAACACCAAACUCCCUUAGAAUGCUAUAGCUCAGGUGUCUGUACUAAUGACAUUUUUCUUCAGUAUGCACUUCAGCUGUACUCAAGUUGCUGUGGUUCCCAAAUAGAUGUGCGACCUUGCUUUAAAAGCAUAACAACUAUCCAUGCCUGAACUGUGAUAGGGUUAAUAUGUGGGCAUCUGCGCACAGGUUUUAUACAACAACCAGUAACCACUCAAAGCUGAAAUGAUCACUGAAAUUGUCCUAAAAAGAAUGAAGGAAGGUCUCUCUUGUACUGACUGGUAGGAAGCAGAACUGAGGUUAUCUAGACAAUGAGUAAAUGCCUGGCUGUUAUUUCUUUAGUACUGAAACCUUGUACAUAACAAAGUUUAUUUCACUGUGUAAUAUACGUAUGUAAAAUAGUAUUUUCUUACAGAUAUUUUUGAAAGAUAAAAAAUAAUUCCAUCAUAAGAACCUUGCAUCUUAUGUUUGAAAGUAAAUUGUUAUACACAUUAUUUUGCAGUACUUUGAAUGGGUUUAUUUUUCAUUAGUGAUCUGAAGUAUAUUCUAGGUCAUAAAGUAUAAAAGUUGUUAUAAUUGUCAAAUAUUAUGUAUCUACAGGAUACUAUACAGUAAGCUAGUUGUGAAAAUAUUUUUCUCUUGCAUCUGAAACAUCAGAGCUAUGACACUGAGACAUUUCUCUCUGUCUGAUAUAUCCUGCCUAGUCUGGCUUUGUUUUCUGUGGGUUUUUUUUAUUAUUCUUUUUUUUUUUAAUUUUUUAUUUUAAUAAAAGAGACCAAAUCUGCUGGAGAAUGCAGAACAAAGCUCCUUUGACUAAAUGAAAUUGUGUCUUGUGCUGAUCUCAGUGCUUCGCUGUACCGGUCAUGCUGUUUGGGAUAAAUUCCCAUACAGGCCUAAGCAAAGAAUCUCAGAGCUUGUCCUGCCUUGCUAGAACCAAGAGUGGAGGGGGGAGCUUGCGCUACAGCAAAGCAGAGUCUGCUAUGCCAUCUACUGUAGUAUGAAACCUACCUAUUUCUUCAGCACCCAGGAUAUAGGUGCUUUGUGUUUAAAACACGUGCAUAUGUUUGGAGUACUCAAAUUUCUGUCAGUUAUAUCUGGGGGUUUAUGCAGUCUCCUGCAAUUCCGUUGUAUGCAAAAAUGAUAGGGGAGGGAAGAUGCCUGGAAGAUAGAUAUAUAUAUAUAUAUAUAUUAGUCUGGUAGAGGGCUACUUCAUACAGUGGUUCCUCAUCUCAACAGCUCGAGAUGCAACUGUUGAAUUUUUAAUGGGUGGGUCCUUUUUCCUACUUGUUGAUUAGGCAGUGUUAUUUAAUAGGUGCUAUUAAACACCACUGACCACGUUUCUAAGCAGUCUGGUUUUAAAGCUAUGGACCUGUACUGAGCUGAAUGGGCGAACAGGGCUUGUUGUAGAAGCACAUUGCAGUUGCUUAGUUUCUUGUCUUUGCUGUGUUUAGUUAUUGUCUGCAGACUAGAGCAGCAUUUCUAGAGCUUGAUUUUAAAGAAAAAUCUCCCAAGAAAACAGGCUUUCUUGAGUAUAUGUCUUAUGCCAAGAGUUUUGAUUAAAAAAGAAAAAGAAGGAAAAAGAAUAGACAAAAGUGCUCUUCUCUGCAGCUUGUUCUUGAACAUACAGAAAUUCUGGUGUGACCCUUCCAUAGAACUAGCUCUGUGAAGGUCCUAAGCCUGUACUGAAGUUUGAAGAUCCUACUUUGAGAUGCUUGACAAUCACUAAGACUAUUCACGUGCUUGACAUUAAGUGUAUAUUUACCUUUCUUUCUGAGUAAGAGCCUAGAAUUUCAAUCUCGGGUCUCCAGUAGGAGUGUGGAAAAUCUGACAUUGCAUAAUCACAUGCUCUGUGAAAGCUGUUGCUAAAAGGGCCUCUUGACCAAGCAAGAUUUGUGGAAUCCAGUCCAAACUUUGGCCUUGGUUUCCCCCUGGAAAUCACCCAGGGAUAGCACUGAUUCGACAAAAGGCUAGAGAGAUGUAUUAUGCGGUAGCUGUAAACUAAGACGAUGAUCAUGCUGCAGACUGUUUUCUGACAUCUGUCUGUCUUGUCAUGCUUGAACUUUGCCUUGCAUUUUAAAUAUUUUAAAAAUUUUUUCUUUUUUUAAAGACCCUUGAUUGUGCAAACACUUAAUCAUCCAUAUGAAUUUACUCAUUUGGCCAUGCUUACUGCUACUGAUAGGAGGACUGUUGUGGAUAUCAUUAUGCAUAUGUUAAGGCUGGCAAGACUAAUCCCCAGAUGUGUAAAUGUAGAUCCAGCUAGGAAAUGUAGAUGAGCAGUUUUAUUUCCUCAGAGUAUUAGUAUGUUUGAUGCAAAUAAUGUCUUUGAAAAGGCUUUAUAGUAAAACCUACAAUUAUCGCUUGAUUGAGUAAUUUUAAAAACACAAUUUAGACAUUCACCUUCCAUGGUAGGGAACAAGGAUUUACACUGAGGUCUAUUUCAAGUUAUCCCUGCUUCUAUGUGAAUGUAAAGUAUUGAUUACAGCAACUCUCUAGGGCUCAGCAGGCCAGUGUAGCAGCCGGUAGCAAGGUAGGCAGGGGAAGAAACCCAAAAGCUAUUUGAAAAACCGUAUUUUCUUACUUCGAAAAAAUAUUUUCUUCAGACUCAGCAUUCUAGACUUUUAGGGUAAACUUUCAGUUAUUUCUAUUAAUGAAACUCCAGGCAAACUAUUACUUUUUUAAAUUUAAAUUCAAUAUCCUAUUUCUAGUACUAAAAUAGAUGAUAUUGUAGGAUGAAUACAUUUCAUAUUUUGAAUAUAAUAAUUUUCUUUUUCUUUUUUCCCUUGGGUUGGGUCUUACCAAAGGUCUGUCCUUGGGUGUGUGAGGGUUUUUGUCAAGUGAUUUGCCACCCCCAUGCUUUCCCGACAACUAACUGUACCAACCGUAAUUAUAACAGCCAUAUAGGAACAAAUAGUUUUUGAAAACAAAAUUUUAAUUUUUUUAUAACAGAUCAGAGAUGAGUAACUAAGUAGAGGUAGGAAAUGCAUUGUUUCCAACAGCAGUUUCUAUUUAUAAGAAAGCUACUGUUGUUUGAGUGUAUGUGUUGACUUGGCCACCUUACAGACUUUUUUUUUUUUUUUUUUUUUCCUAGCAGUGAAAAGAAGAGAUCAGGGUAACUUCGAACAGCAGUGGUUUAGAUGUUUCAUUAAUAUUGAAUUAGCAACUUUCUUUAAAUACACAAAGUUUCUGGUAUUGUAACAAUUCAUAGAAUCAUUCACAGUAACAAGUGUAAUCACAAAGUAAUGAUUUUUUAUUUCUCCAUGAGCCUUUUCUGUAAGCUGUCUUUUGUCGGUAAAUGUUGAAUUGUUAGUGCAAAGAUCACUUCUUUUCCUGAGAAAGAAGUACAGAUCAUUGAUUGUACCAUUUCCUUCAAAAUGAAGGGCAUUGCAUAGUGACUAAAAAGAAAUAAAAGAUUUAUAGUAUCUUUUACAAUCUA